AUGGAUAGUGGAAAUGCUUUUGAUCAAAUUGCACCAAGCUAUGCAACUUCAUCUUGUUCUGCGCUUCAAUGUGACAUUUUUAUUAAUCAUCGGGGAGUCGAUGUGAAACACAAAAUUGCUAGCACAUCCUUCCAUACACUUGAUCUGUUGGGAUUGCGGGCAUUUCUCGAUGUAGAAGUAAUUGAGGCCGGCGAUGUCAUUCCCCUAGAGAUACAAGCAGCAAUAACUCAUGCAUCCCUUCAUAUUGCAAUUUUUUCCCCCAACUAUGCCCAAUCCCCCUGGUGUUUGGCUGAGCUAUCCUUCAUGCUCAAAACAGGCACAAAAAUAAUUCCCAUUUUCUAUUAUGUUGACCCCUCUGACCUUAGAUGGAUUACUCAGGGGAAAGGAAUCUAUGCAGAUGCAUUCUCACAGCAUGAAAAGAAGGGUAGAUACACGCCAGAGAAGCUUCAAGAGUGGAUGAAAGCGCUCCACGACGUGUCAUUUCUCGAGGCUCAUAAAAUUAAUGAUUACAGCGGGGAUGAGGGAAGGGUGUUGAAGAAUGUAGUAAAUUGUUUAGUAAAAGCCAUGAAAAGAGUUCCAUUAGAGGUAGCCAAAUAUCCUGUUGGAAUGGACGAGGUUGUAACAAACUUCGAGAGAAAUGCAGUCCAAUCUGCGCAGAAACACCACAAUGUAAAAAUUCAGGGGAUUGUGGGCAUGGGAGGCAGUGGCAAAACCACGUUGGCGAAAGAGCUGUUCAAUAGGAAAAGCUCAUCGUUUGAAAGGAGCAGUUUUAUUUUUGAUAUCCGUGGAGCAGCGCAAAAUGAUUUGCACAACAAGCAAAAAAAACUUCUCCAGGAUCUUCUCCAUAUCUCGGAUUUGUCAUUGGGUAACGUAGAGGAUGGGAAAAGAAUUUUGUCAAAUCGUUUGAGAUAUGUUCGUGCUCUUAUUGUUUUAGAUGAUGUAGAUCACAUAGACCAGCUUGAUGCUCUACUGCCAAAUCUCAACAACCUUGGAUCUGAUAGCCUUGUGAUUGUCACAACUAGGGAGCUGGGAGUCCUUGCGUCAUGGGAUAUCUAUUCAAUAUAUAAAAUGCCAGGAUUGAACGACUCGCGAGCAAGGCAGCUUUUCUGUUGGCACGCAUUCUUGCAACCCUCUCCACUCUCUGGAUUUGAAACUUUGGUCGAAAGAUUCUUAAAAGUUUGCAAUGGGUUACCCCUGUCUCUUAAAGUGUUAGGUGGACAGUUACAUGGAAGAGAAGCUAAAGAUUACUGGCGAUCUCAACUAAAUAAAAUAUCAAGAAUAUUGCUUAGCGACAUCAUAAAAAGGCUAAAAGUAAGCUUUGAUGCGCUGGAUAGGGAAGAGCAAGAGAUGUUUUUGGAUGUAGCUUGUUUUCUAAUUGGACAGGCGAAAAGUGUGGCCAUCGCACUGUGGGAUGGCUCCGGUUGGAGUGGUCUGCAUGGUUUGGAAACACUUGUGAAUAAGUGUCUAGUCGAGCUGAUUUACGACAAAGCUAAUCACACAGAGAAAAUAAGGAUGCACGAUCAUCUUCGUGAUAUGGGGAGAGAGAUUGCAACUACACACUCGCCAAACCGUUAUUGGUCUUCACAGCAGAUUCUCAACAUUCACAAACAUUCUGGGGAAAGAAUGCCGAUAAGGGGGAUAAGUUCUGAAACUUUGAAGUCGGAAUUCUUUUUGAAGACGUUCGUGGGAAACUCAAGGAGAGGGUUUAAACGUCUUAGAUCUUCCCUUGCUUCAGAGAUUCUUCUCGUUAGUGGAAAUGAAUUUACAGAAGAAAUUGUAUCAUUAUCACAAGACCUUGUGUGGCUUUGUUGGGAUAGGUUUCCGCACAGGAAUCUUCCUUCAUGGGUCACAUUCACAAGUUUGACUGUAUUGCAGAUUUCUGAUGGAGACAUAGAAGAGCUAUGGGGAGACAAUGUGGACCCUCCUUUGAAGCUUAUAGAGCUGGAUUUUACUUCUAGGUGGAAGCUGCAAAGGUUUCCCACUUCAAUAGGGCGUCUUAAGCAUUUGAAAAGAAUAAUAUUUGACAAUCGAUGGGAUCGAAGAUCUCCCUGUAGCAGUCUACCAGAAGAGUUUUGUGAUCUCCAAUCUCUAGAGCACUUGGUGUUAAAGUCUUUUGAAAGCCUACUUUCACUACCGGCUCGUUUUGGAGAGUUAAAAAAUCUGCGUCAUAUAAAUUUGAGUCGUUGCUCAGAGUUGAAGAAGCUGCCAGUUUCUUUUAAGCAUCUGAUACAUUUGGAGUUUAUGGAUCUGUCAUAUUGCAUAAAGCUCAAGCUUAGGUCAGACAUGCUGGAAAAAAUAACAAAGCUGGAAUAUUUAGACCUCAAUUCUUGCAGGGUACUAGAAGAGUUGCCUUCUCAAAUUACAAAUCAGUUUUCUUUGAAAAGACUCACUGCAAAAGCUACCAGCUUAAGGUGUAUUCCAAAUGACAUUGGUCUACUACGCAAGUUGACUAAACUAUCAAUUGGUAGCAACCUGUUGACCACCUUGCCAACUUCUCUUGGAAACUUAUCCUGCUUGACAAAUCUUUUUAUUUGUUGCCCGCUGUUGACAAGCUUACCAGCUUCUCUUGGAAGCUUGUCCAGCUUGACAUCUUUCCAUAUUUUUGAUGGAAAGAAAUUGGAAGAUAUACCUCACUGGGUCUGGGGCCUUAAACUCUUAGGGAGAGUAACAAUAAAAUGUCCAGGCAUCAGAGAGUUGCCUUUUCGAGCAGGGGAUUUUGCACUUCACAAACUGGAAUCUAUAGAAUUAUCUGAGACAGGUUUGUCCGAAAUAUCCAUAUCUGAAGAUUGUUGUCCGAACCUUAAGGAUCUGACUAUUUCUGACAAUGCCCAAUUGAUGGAGAUCACAUGCUUGCCGACAACAAUUAACACAAUAUCAUUGCGUAACUGUCAUGUGCUGAAGAACAUUAGGUGUAUUGGAGGUGUGGUAAACCUUCGUGAACUGCUUAUGUUUUCCAGAAUAGAAGGUAUCCAACAUUGCAGAUCAUUAAAGAAGUUAAAAGUAAAAACCAGUUGGGAGUUACCAGAAAUUCAGAGUUUGGGGAAGAUGGAUGGAUUGGAAGAAUUGAGUAUCACGUGUCUCAACAUGUCAGCUAUAAAGCCUUUUGUUCAGUCUCUAAAGGAAUGUUCCUGCUGGAUGGAGAUAGAAGGAAGAGUGUCUGGUUUUUUGCAACCAAUUUUGAACUCUUUGGAGUUUCCCGAUCUUAUAGUAAUGGAUUGGGAGAAGGUGUACUUUCCUGAUUUGAACCAGCUAUUAUUGUACUUUCCGAAUUUCUUGUGUUUUCCAAUUCAUUAUAUUCAUGAGGAGGAGAAUUAUUUUGAGGAGGAAGAGGAAGAAGAGGAGGACGGGGAGAAGGAUGAGGAAGUGGAAGAGGAAGAGGAGAAGGAUGAGAACGAGGAAGGUGAUAAAGAAGAUGAAGAAAAGAAGGAAUAUCAUUUUGAAAAGAGCACAUGCGUACAUAUAGCCCUGUUCAGACAAGCUUCAGAAUAUGAGGCUAUUGAGUACUUCGAAUCCAGAUCUGAUCAGUACUUCCAUGAUUAUUAUUUAUCUAAGAGAAAAGCAAUGGUAGUGGCAGGUGAAGAAGCAAAACUUGUUGAGGCUUUCUACAAAAUUUUAUCCUUAGUCUAA
Molecule: messenger RNA, 3627 nt
Organism: Cryptomeria japonica (Japanese cedar)
Lineage: Eukaryota; Viridiplantae; Streptophyta; Pinopsida; Cupressales; Cupressaceae
Product: disease resistance protein Roq1-like
Exons: 6
Coding region: 1-3627 (1208 amino acids)
Biological process (GO): defense response; signal transduction
Molecular function (GO): ADP binding
Source: RefSeq, a predicted model, not a curated record